UGCUGUUGCUCCUGGAAGAUCAAUUCAAAGAGAGGAUGGAAGCAGUUAAUGAGAAUUUCAAGAUACCUUAUCAUAUGAAUCUGGCGAAUCGUACCGAUAUAGAUGGGUUCGUGUGCAUCCAACAAAAAAGGCUUCUCUGCAAAGGUAUCUUCAAUGGCGACAACCCCUUCAAGUUUGUGGCUCCAGUUUUCCUGGCUCAGCUCGCACUUGGUUCCUUCCUCACUAGCGCCUGCCAGUUCCUUCUCAGACCUUUGGGCCAAGCCGACAUUGUUGGCCAGAUCCUGGGUGGUAUAAUUGCAGGGCCCUCACUUCUUGGGCAGAAUAAGGCAUAUAUGGACACCAUAUUCCCAAAAAAAAGCUUGGGCUUAUUAGAGACAUUGUCAUUGUUUUCAUGCAUGAUGUUCUUGUUCUUAGUUGGAGUGAGAAUGGACAUGGAUGUUGUGAUGAGAUCUGGUAGUAAGGAAUGGGCUAUUGGUAUCUUGACCUUCUUUCUCCCUCAACUACUAACUGUCCCAGUCAGUCAUCUCCUCCAUGACUAUGCCCGUAAAGUCUCCCAGGUGGAAAAUGAAGAAGGAGAACUCACAUUACUUUCCAUUUUAGCCUCCAUGACCUCUUUCCAUGUGGUAGCUUGUGUCCUCCAUGACCUCAAGCUUCUCAAUUCUGAGAUAGGCCGAAUUGCUUCUUCAUCUUCCAUGAUUAGUGGAAUCCUGUGUUGGUUUUUUCUAACAAUAGGUUUCACAGUCAAGCAAUACAUAAAAUCUGGGUUAGGGUUGAUCCCACUUAUUAUAGUGUUGGUAUCUAUGUUUGCCAGUGUAAUUAUUAUGUUCUACGCCAUCAGGCCAUUGUUGAGUUGGAUGAUCAGACGGACACCAGAAGGCAAACCCUUAAAGGAGAUUUAUGUAGUUGCUGUCAUCCUUUUGUUCCUCUUUUGUUGCUUCUUGGGCCAGAUAAUGGGCCAAUAUCCUUUCUUUUUGCCCAUGGCUUUGGGCUUGAUUAUACCAGAUGGGCCUCCAUUGGGAUCUACUGUGGUGGACAGGAUAGACUGCUUUGUUUUAAAUGUGUUAUUGCCUCUCUACUUUCUACUGAAUGGUGGGGAGGUGAACUUAUCAGGCCUCAACGGAUGCACUUGGUCUAUUGUAGUAGGUUUGAACUUGCUUGCUACAUUGGGGAAGUUCAUUGCGACUAUGCUGCCUUGCCUCUACUUCCAAAUGCCUUUCAGGGACUCUCUUGCGCUUGCCUUCAUCUUAUCUUCUGUUGGCCUUGUCGAUUUAUUGUCGUAUACCCGCGCACUGCAAUUUGGGUACAUAAGCAACCCAUCAUUCAGCAUAGUGUGCAUAAUGGCAGCGAUCAUCACUGGUGUAAUCUCAUUCACAGUAAAGUACCUGUACGAUCCAUCAAGGAGAUAUGUGUGUUACAGGAGAAGAACCAUUCAACACAAUAAUUCUGAGCUUCGUAUUCUGGUCUGUAUCAACAAUCAAGAAAGUGUCCCCACCAUCCUCAACGUCCUUGAAGCUUCCAACCCUACCAGGGAAAGCCCAUUGGGUGUCUAUGUCCUUCACCUCUUUGAGCUAGUGGGCCGAGCAUCUCCACUCCUAGUAGCCCAUCAAGACUCACAAAGAAAAAUGAAAACAAGAGGCUACCAGUCUCGGGCCACUACCCAUACAGAAAGAAUCAUCAAUUGUUUCAAAGUCUUUGAGAACAACAACCAAGGGAUUGUUUUUGUACAAUCCUACACAUGCAUUGCUCCCUACACCACCAUGCACGAAGACAUCUGCACCAUCUCUUUAGACAAGUAUACUUCCCUACUCAUCCUUCCCUUCCACAAAUUCUGGUCCAGUGAAGGAGUUAUGGUUGAAUCGGCAGGUCUGAGAAACGUCAAUCGACAAGUUCUCGCCCGAUCCCCUUGCUCCGUCGCCAUCCUAGUGGAUCUCGGUGCUUUUGGACGGCCAAGAUCUAUUCAUGAAAGUUGGUCCUUCUAUCGUAUUGGUGUGAUCUUCCUUGGUGGGCCCGAUGAUCGAGAAGCACUAGCUUACGCCACCCGUAUGUCUGCCCACCCUAAUGUGAAACUCACUGUGGUUCGACUCGUUGAAUCAAAUUGCAUAAGUAAUGAUAUUGAUGUUGAUGUUGAUGUUGAUGUUGAUGAUGAUGUUGCUACUGAUGAUGAUGAUGAUGAUGAUUCAGAGAGGAAAUUGGACGUUGAUUUGAUCAAUGAGUUUCGGGUCAGUAAUGCCCAUGUGGGUAUGGGUAGCAACCGGGUUACCUACACUGAGGAGGUUAUCACAGAUGGUAUGGACAUAAGCAAUGUGAUUCGAUCUGUUAUGGAUGACUCUUAUGACCUUAUAUUAGCUGGGAGACGCCAUGAAAGUGUCUCAAACUUCUUUCAAGGAAUUAAAGAGCCGAUAAAGUUCCCGGAACUUGGAUGUAUCGGUGAUAUGCUCGCUUCGAAUGGUUCGAGAAGUACGGUAUCGGUGUUGGUGGUGCAACAACAUACUAUUGAAUCGGCCGGACAAAUACCAGAUAAGGAAGGCCAAUGUUUGAAAGUGGAAAUUUCCAACAGGUACAGCAUUAAGGGUAAGAAAAAACAUAUACCAGAAGAUAUCCAAUUUGAAAAGAGAGAACUGUAGAGCUUUUUUUCUUUAGGAUAUAUGGAACAAAAUCUUGCAUUUUCAUGUAAUGAGAUUUCAUCCUUCAUAGUAAUGAAAAGUGAUGAAAUUAAUGGAAUGCUUGAUGUAUAGAAUGGUUAGU
Molecule: messenger RNA, 2745 nt
Organism: Macadamia integrifolia
Lineage: Eukaryota; Viridiplantae; Streptophyta; Magnoliopsida; Proteales; Proteaceae
Product: cation/H(+) antiporter 15-like
Exons: 3
Coding region: 36-2624 (862 amino acids)
Biological process (GO): regulation of pH; proton transmembrane transport
Cellular component (GO): endomembrane system; membrane
Molecular function (GO): antiporter activity
Source: RefSeq, a predicted model, not a curated record